This is a messenger RNA of Penicillium longicatenatum, 2445 nucleotides long. RefSeq names its product putative C6 transcription factor. NCBI's taxonomy places the organism in Eukaryota, Fungi, Ascomycota, Eurotiomycetes, Eurotiales, Aspergillaceae. Gene Ontology annotation, molecular function: DNA-binding transcription activator activity, RNA polymerase II-specific; RNA polymerase II cis-regulatory region sequence-specific DNA binding; zinc ion binding. Gene Ontology annotation, biological process: DNA-templated transcription; regulation of transcription by RNA polymerase II. Bases 1 to 2445 code for a protein of 814 amino acids. The record is from RefSeq and is a predicted model, not a curated record. Gene Ontology annotation, cellular component: nucleus. The transcript is spliced from 4 exons.
AUGGAAGAAGUACAUGACUUCGGUGCACAGCCAGACCGGCCGCGCAAAAGGCGCCGUCGCACCAUGGCAUGCACCCAAUGCCGCAGUCGCAAAUUGCGCUGCGACCGGGAGUAUCCCACAUGUGGCCGCUGUCUAAAAAGCAGAGCGCCCACCAAGUGCACCUACGAAGAUGGCUUCUUGUGGCAGCAGCCCACCACGGUGUCGACAACUGCAUUUGCUUCGGACCGAGGAUCCACUCUAGGAAUGCCCCAGACAGAUCAGAAUCUCCAGACGCCCCCGGACUCGGGUUUAGGGGCGCCGUCGAUUCGGUCGGAAGCACUCGUUUCGACAACCCUGCCCGACUCGGGCCCAACCCCCUCUGAUGGUCCGCGCCAUCCUCGCAGACAUGGCCAUGGGAGGGAGCGUCGCGAUUGUUUCUUGGAAACUGUUCUCGGUGCGCCUAAAGCUGCCGUUAAUCAGGAGCCUUACGUGAAUACAGGCCUCCUGCAACGCCCGAAACGUGUGCUGCCUGAACCCGAGGCGGACUCUUCAGCGCAGGUCAAUAGCGAGAAUAUUAAUGGAGUUGGCCUCGAUAACCCCUUGUCUCCGUCCCAUCAGUUGGACCUUCAGCCUCGCAUUAUGAUGAGGGGUCGCGAGACCAAGACCCGCUUCAGCGGCUCCGGAAUCUAUGCCAAUUUGGUGGCACAAUUCCCUGACAUCAGAUCUUUCGCCGAGGAAAUCCGUCUGUCAAACCCGAUUUUGUCUCGGGUUCGUCCGGAUCUGGAGCGAGUCAAGCGAGGACUAUGGAAGAGACGUCCACUCAAUGAGCCAUUCCCAGACCCAACCACAGUAUCAUUGAUCUCCUUGCUCCCAACACGAGCUGUGGCCGAUGAGCUUAUAAGUCUGUAUCUGACCUACAUCGAAUCGACUCAACGGAUCAUUCAUGUCCCGACUUUCCUUCGGGAUGUCGAGGAGUUUUGGUCUAGCUACGACAACCCUUCCAUCCAUUCCGCUGCAUUCGUCGCACAACUCCUCCUGGUCCUCGCAUGUGCGUGGAACUUUGCUGAUGUGACCAGCCUCCAAGAGAAAUCCCCGACGCCUCUUAGAUGCUAUACCGCUUUGGAGUGGGUCUUGCACGCCGAGAAAUGGAUUACCAAUGCUCGUAUCAAACGGCCUGAGAUCAAUACGUUACGUUUAUACAUCUUACUGAUCACCGCACAAAAUUCAUUCGGCAUGAAACGAAGUCAGGCGUGGAUAGCCACCAGCCAGAUGGUCAAGUCGGCCAUGAUGUCAGGGUACCACCGAGAUCCGAGCAAGUAUGCCCGGAUAUCUACUUUCAACAAAGAGAUGCGCCGGCGCAUCUGGAUGACGAUCGUGGAGCUGGACCUCCAGGUUGCCAUUGACCGCGGCAUGCCGCCAACUGUUCAGGCUUCUGACUACGAUACCCUUCCUCCAUUAAAUAUCAAUGACGAUGAGCUCCAUGAAACUACCAUCGAAGCCCCAGAGGAACAUCCUAUAGGCGAUGCUACUGAUUGUUCUUAUCAAACUGCUCUUGGCCAAUCCCUUCCUGUUCGGUUGAAAGCGUGUUCACUUAUGCACUCUCCGCGACUCAGCUGCCGAUACGAAGAAAUCCAACGCCUCGAUUGGGAGUUGACCCGGCACCUCUCCCAGAUCCCCACAUGGUACUCAGCUGAAGCUAGCGACCCUCUCACGCAACAAAAGGUGACGUUGUGGAAAGCCUCGAUUGAGAUCAAGCUGGCGCAUAGCCUGCUCUCCGUGCACACACCUUUUGCUAUCGAGGCCCGUCACGAAGCCUUAUUUGCGCCAUCUGCGCGGUCGCGACUGGAUGCAGCUAUCAUGAUUCUGUCCACGCAACGUCGACUGCACGAGACCUCGCCCAUGUUAUCACUGUGCAUUCUUGGGGAGUGGACGCUUCAUGCAUUCAUUUCCAUCUGCCAAGUGUUGCACUCCUUAAACUCUCAAGCAUCGAGUGCCGCCUUCUCAACAUCCUCCACCUUUCAACUUGCCGCCCUACCAGGCUUUCCCGACUCUCUCAUGUCGCUCGUCGAGACCGCACUCAUCGCCCUGGAAGUCCGGUUUCUGUUGGUCGUCAAGGGCGCCAAGGACUAUUUCUUCCUUUCGACGAUCGGCGCGUUAGUGAAAGCGAAGCUUUGGCCAGCCCAAGCAAUGAUGUACAAGCAGCAAGUGGUGGAGCGAGUGCUAUCCUUUGCCCAGACGCUGUUCCAAAGACACGCGACCUGCGAGCACCUUGGGUCUCCGGGUAUGGGUAACUUCAAAGACAACCAAGUGGUUGCUUUCCUUGCAACUCCCGGCAUGCCACCGGUCAUGACCUCUGAUUUCAAUGGCAUCCUUCCACCGCCCAAUCUUGGCGUUACGCCGCCUGGAGAUUUCGAUCCCUUUUUGGAUGUGUUCGAUUGGGAUGAUCUGGCCGGAAUGCCGAUUUAA